This is a messenger RNA of Penicillium taxi, 2049 nucleotides long. RefSeq names its product exocyst subunit EXO84. Gene Ontology annotation, biological process: Golgi to plasma membrane transport; exocytosis; intracellular protein localization. The record is from RefSeq and is a predicted model, not a curated record. The transcript is spliced from 3 exons. Bases 1 to 2049 code for a protein of 682 amino acids. NCBI's taxonomy places the organism in Eukaryota, Fungi, Ascomycota, Eurotiomycetes, Eurotiales, Aspergillaceae. Gene Ontology annotation, cellular component: exocyst.
AUGGAAGGCCGAGGACUGACUCUACGGAGUAAAUCUCGUCGCCAACGUCCUCAAAUAAGUGCCCCUAAACCAAUUUCUGGUCCACUCCCUCCAAAUACCAGAGCCCCCGAUGCCGGUCAAGAUGCCAUCUCCGUCGGUCGGGACCGAGCCCCUCAAAAUGAUGCCACCUCUGAUUUGGUGAAAAGAAGAUACUCGACAAGGUUCAAUACGCUUCCAGAUGCAGAAGGCAAUGCUCCUCCAGUUCCGUCCCUACCGCAAGUUCCCGUGGGAUAUACUGGGCUGGCUCCAGCCGGAGUUUCAAGGCUGCCAUCACCCGCAGAUGGUCCAACGCCCGCCCCGCGCGUUGACCUGAAUGCGCUCCGAGAUCCUAGCCUGCCAGUGGAAAGAUACGUCGCUAACCUCCUUGCCAACGCGUCGGAGGAGGAAAUCCAGAAAUACCAGCUGAGUCUCAGGAAAGUCAAAAACCGGACCUCAACCGACCUGCAACAAAAUGUGUACCAGAACCGAACACAAUUUAUCAAGAUCAGUAAAGAGGCGGAGAAGCUCAAAGAUGAAAUGCGGACACUUAAAACUCUCAUGGCGGACUUGACCACAGCACUUGGCCAAACCUCUGUGGGCAAUACUCCGAACCCCAUGUCACCGUCUGAUGAUCACUUUCCUAAGCGCAGCUCAAAUCGAAGCUCUGUCGCCAAUCUUGAAAGUAUGUGGAAUGUUCAAUUACAGACAUUGUGGAAGACAGUGGAAGGGUCUCAAAAGUUCCUUCCAGCGGUUCCCGGACGUCACAUCGUACUGGAAACUGGAAACUGGGCAGAGCUGGACUCAGCCACCUGGAAGCCCAAGCGACCUGUUCAUAUCGUCCUGUUGAAUGAUCAUCUGCUGGUAGCUGCGAAGAAGCGGAAGCGGGUUGACCAGAACAAUCCAAACCACCGCGGCCCGGUUCCAACCAAGCUUGUCGCGGAAGAGUGCUGGCCCCUGCAGGAUAUUGACAUGAUCGACUUGGCCGCAAACUUAGGAACUGGUGCGGCGCGCGAAGAGGCCCUGGACCGGGGCAUUGGUAAUGCAAUCAACAUUCGUGUGGGAUCCAAGCCGUUCACAUAUCGCCAAGACAAGCGCGAUACAUCUACCAAGAACGAACUACUCGCGACAUUCCGUAAGACUGUGGAGGAUCUGCGACGAAACUUGCGAUCCGAGAGUGAGGCUGCCAGCAAACCCAUGGAGGCGUAUGGAUAUCUUACCGGACGGCAUCUGUCCUAUUCGCAAAAGUCUGAAUCAUUUGACAUCGCAGAAAUCCCCCGCGACAAGUCUGGUGUGCGUAUUGAUGUCAAUGGCAAACAACAGAAUAUCCGCUGGGUGGAAGGGCAAGUGGAUGAGCUGGAUAUCGAUAUUGCGUUGCAGAGAUUUGAGGCAGCAGUUUCCACCGUUGAACGGCUGCGGAAGCUGGCAAAGGGUCUCAAGGGAAAUGCGAUUGCCCAGGAGGUAAUCAAUGUCAAAGUGGAUGGGCGAGCAACAAGACUUGGGGGCAUGCUCUCCCGUGCACUGGUGGAUACACACUCGUUCCCGAUGAAGACCAAGACCAACGUCAUCUGGCUAAGUCGUUUGGGAUUCGAGGAUCAGGCACGAGAGACCUAUCUCAAGACUCGAAGUGAUGUUAUUGCUAAGCGUAUCCGCGCCUGCGUCUUUGAGGGUGAUCUGCCCCUCUACAUCUUCCAAAUUUCUUUCGUCUACUUUUCCCUAAUCAAGAACACCAUUAGUAUCUACCAGACAUGCUUCCCAGGUGUGAUGAGCAGUUCUUGUAUACGAUGGGCCAAGGAGCAUCUGGACGGGUUCAAUGCUCUACUCAGUCGCCAGCUUAGUAGUGUCCAGCGUGGCACUUCUGUCUGGGAGAAAUGUCUUGACAUUGUACACCAGCAUGUCGACAUGUUGACUGAGGUGGGUGUUGAUUUCAAGGACCUUGUGGCACGAGGACUGGAGGAGCAGGGUGAGCACUUUUCAGGCCGGACUGUUCAACCUGGCGAAUUGACACAACCGGCGGCGCCAGGUAUUAUCUAA